AUGUUGCGUUCAUCAGUUCUAAGAGUCUCUAGAGGGGCAACAACCAUUAUUUCAAGAAAUAUCCAUACCUCAAGAUUCUUACUCGAUGCCCAACCUUUUUUAAUGCCUGCCAUGUCCCCUACCAUGGAAAAAGGUGGUAUUGUAUCUUGGAAAUUUAAGCCUGGAGAAACAUUCAGUGCUGGGGAUGUAUUGUUAGAAGUUGAAACUGAUAAAGCUCAAAUAGAUGUAGAAGCACAAGAUGAUGGUAAGAUGGCUAAAAUUGUUGUUGAAGAAGGUAAGUCAAAUGUUGAUGUAGGCACUGUGAUUGCUUACUUAGCUGAACCUGAGGAUGAUAUAUCUUCUUUGACUUUCCCAGACGCACCAGCUGCACCAAUUAAGAAGGCCUCGUCUGAUGCUGCUUCUAAUGCUCCAGCUUCUGCUGAUGCAACCCCUAAGGUAUCUCAAGAGAAAAAUACUAAUGAAAACGUUCUUCAGGAUGCUAAUAAAGAUCAAACUUUUUUCCCAUCGGUAGAGAUCUUACUUCAUGAAAAUGGCAUCUCAAGAGAAACUGCUUUACAAUCCAUUAAAGCUACUGGUGCUAAUGGGAAAUUAUUGAAGGGUGACGUCCUUGCCUAUCUAGGUAAAAUUCCUCAAGAAUCUGUGACAUCUAUUGCUCAAUUCAUCAAAAGUGGAGAAAAAUUAGACUUAUCAAACAUUCAAUUGAAAGAUACAAAACCUGAUACUACUAGUUCAGCUGCCCCAGCAAAGGAUUCAAAAGAAGAAACUGCUUCUAAAGCUGAAGUUGAAUCAAAAGAAAACCCUGUUGAAAAGAAGGCGCCACCAAAAUUCAUUGACCUUGAAGAAACUUUUUCAUUUAUUGUCACAGAAAAUCCUACUUUUGAAGAAUUAGAUAAUGUUAUUCAUUCUUUUAUUUAUAAGAAUUUUGCCCUUGCUCAUUCGGAUCCACUUGUAAAUACAAAUUCUGUCUUAUAUGAUCCAUUAUUUGAAAGUUUAUUAACUUCUGAACCAAAUCAACCAAGAUUUACAUCAACUUAUACUUUGUUGCCAGUUAAAACUUCUGCUCCCAAAUUGAAUAGAUACUCAAAACGUGAUUUGUUUGAUGAAUUAUCUACCAGUCCAAGCAACAAAUUUAUUUUAAACAAGAAAAGUUCUACAUUAGAUGAAAUUGAUUUAUUAGAUGAACAACCAGUAAAAGAAAAAGGUCAGAAAUAUUUGUUGUCAUUAAACGUUAAAGUCGAUAUGAAGUAUGCAGAUUCUGUUGAAAGAGCAAACAGAUUUAUUGAAAGAGUAGGUAAACUCAACUUUUAA
Molecule: messenger RNA, 1308 nt
Organism: Henningerozyma blattae CBS 6284
Lineage: Eukaryota; Fungi; Ascomycota; Saccharomycetes; Saccharomycetales; Saccharomycetaceae
Gene: PDX1
Product: Pdx1p
Exons: 1
Coding region: 1-1308 (435 amino acids)
Biological process (GO): pyruvate decarboxylation to acetyl-CoA
Cellular component (GO): pyruvate dehydrogenase complex
Molecular function (GO): dihydrolipoyllysine-residue acetyltransferase activity
Source: RefSeq, a predicted model, not a curated record